GCUCUGUCCCCAGCUGGCAUCCCUGGACACACAGUGUGCUGACUGCCCCUCCUGGGACCCUGGGAAAUGAAUUUCACUCCCUCUCAGGCUGCUGGCAAGCACAGGGCUCUGUGGAGUGUUAGCUCCUGUUUAUUUAUGACACUCAAAGGUGACAGGGAGCACUGCCCAUCUCCUGGAGCAGCCCAGGGUGGCACGGUGGGCACGGGGCAGACCUGGGCAGCGACUGGCACAAAGCCUCUGCAUGGGGAGCUGUCUGGGCUUUGCUGUGGCUCAAAAAGCUGACUUAGAACCGAGCCUGGAAGUGAGGGUGUGCCCUGCAAGGGCAGAGCUGGGAGGGGAGGCUGGCUCACCAAGCACUUCAGCUCUCCUGGUGUUAAUUGCUCAGCUAAUUACAGAGUCAGCCGUUCUAGCCGGGUGUCGGGAUGGGUCUUUUGGCUUUCGCUUUGUUUUUUCUUCUCCCUCUUUUAAUAGAAUUAAACUCUGAAGUUCAAAAUAACUCUGUGAUCUCUGGGUGCCUUCUAAGGCAAAGGUCUAAGCAGGUUCACCUGAAAACUUCAGCGUUUUGAUUGCCCAGAAUGUUCUGGGUCUGUUCUCACAGGAGCUUCAUUUGCAGCCUGCAGCUGCUCUCAGAAAUAAAAUACCUUUCCCUGGAUCUGUGACCCCUGGAGCUCUGUGCUGGCACCCUUCUGGCAGCUCCUGCAGUGGGUUACUGCUGUCCUCCUGGUUUUGCUACUGUGCCCCUUUGGGUGACAGUUUGUUUUCUUAAGCAAAGCACAUCAAAUGCACUGUAGUAACACUUCAUAAAGUCAGAUGUGUCACGUUUUUAGUCCAAUAAAAGACUAUGAAGUCUUCCCCCUAAAAAUACCCACCAAUGUCUUAUAGAGGAUUUAGAUUUAAAAGAAACAAGGAAACCAAAUGUUUUUGCAGAGCUGAGGGUUUAUCAGAGCUGAGGGAGGAGAGGCUAUAAAGUGGGUCAGGACUUGUUCCCAGUUUUGCAGCGAGUGCCACAGGCUCAGCCCCCUGCCAGCAGUGAGUGGUGACUAAUUGACUGGAGAACCUACAGAAAGCAGCUGGAUCAAAUGGCAGUGCAGAGCCAAACUUUAAGUAAAUGCAGACUAAGUCCACUCGGUGCUGGAGUGACUUGAGCUUUCAGUACAGAACAUAUUUUACGUGCCUGUUUCUUUGUAGCUCUAGAAAAUACCUCUUUAUUCUGUUAACCAUCUUGCUGCUGUGCCAGCGAGCUGAUAAUUCCAACACACUAAAGCUGAAAGUGAUGAAGCUUUUCUGAAAGGUGAGUGGUGCUUUUCUGCCUCCAGCCUUGGCUGCUCCUGCCCUGGGCUGCUCUGGGCAGGUGUUAGGAGCUGCAGCUGAGUGCUGGAGACGUGGGAUGUCUUGAGGGACCUGCUUUUGAACAGUGAGAAAAUGAAAUGCAUCAAAGCCAGUGUGAGGAAGUGGAGCUGUCUAAAAUGAAGUUAUUUGGACUGCUCAGAGGCUGUGUCUAAGAAUGCAGUGUUUACCAGGUGAUUCUGGUCCCUUUUAGACACUGGAGGAAAGAGUUACCUAAGUCUGCUCUGCAUUAAAAGCAGAGUUGGAGGAGUCCCAGCUGAAAAGGUUUCAGGCCCUGUGGAAAGUCCAAAGGCACAGCCCUUGCAUGCAAGCAGCUCUGGAGAAGCCAACUGGCACCUGGUGCUUCACACCUUGCAAAAUGGAUCUCAUCCUGGAAAAAGGAUUAAGGAAUGGCCUUGACACAGCCUUCAGCUCUGUUGGCUAAAGCCCUGGGCAGCAUCUGCCCCCCUCACCUGGGCAGGGUUUGUGAGCUGGGCUUGGAGGGCAGCUGCUCCAGGUGGAGAGGCUCUGCCUCUGAGGUGGGGCUGGUUGUGGGCUCCUCCUCAGGCCCUGUGAGCAGAUGGACCUUUCUGCUGGUGAACCUGUGAGCAGGUGGACCUUUCUGCUGCCUCACAGGAAGGGUCAGGCAGGAGCAGUAAGAGAAACCUGAGAGGGCUGUCUGUGAUUUUGAAUACCUGGAAGCCCACCAGGCUGAGCUGGAUUAUCUCUCUGGGCGGCACAAAGACACGAAAAGGAACUCCAGAUUGGCCUUCUACUACGACCUGGACAAGCAAAUCCGCUCUGUGGAGAGAUACAUCAGGAAACUGGAGUUUCACAUCAGCAAGGUAGAGGAGCUCUAUGAAGCUUACUGCAUCCAGUGCAGGCUGCGGGACGGGGCCACCAACAUGAAGCAGGCCUUCUCCCUGUCCCCUGCCACCAAAGCCUCCAGGGAGAGCCUGGUGGAGCUCUACAGGAACGUGCAGGAGUGCACAGAGGACAUGUGCUUCAUCGAGGGGGCUCUGGAGGUGCACCUGGGCGAGUUCCAUGUCAAGAUGAAAGGGCUGGUGGGCUUUGCUCGUCUCUGCCCAGGAGACCAGUACGAGGUGUUUGUGCGACUGGGCCGCCAGAAAUGGAGGCUGAGAGGCAAAAUUGAGACUGAUGACAGCCAAACGUGGGAUGAGGAAGAAAAGAUUUUUAUACCCAAUCUGCACGAGAAGUUUGAGAUCAAGGUGACAGAGCUGCGAGGCCUGGCCACCAUCCUGGUGGGGGUGGUGACGUGUGACAGCAGCAGCUUCUUCAGCACCAAGCCCCAGGCCAUCGUGGUGGACAUCACCGAGCUGGGCACCAUCAAGCUGCGCCUGGAGGUGCUCUGGAACCCCUUUGACACAGAGAACCUGUUUCUGUCACCUGGAAGCACUGCCAAGUUUUCUGUGGGUAGCAGGAAGAGCUCCUUGUACAACUGGACCCCCCCAAACACCCCCAGCUUCAGAGAGAAGUAUUACCUGUCUGUUCUGCAGCAGAGGCAGAGCCCAGGGGAUGGAGGGGAGGAAGCCCAGCCUCCCAGCAUCCUGAGCUACUUGGCUGCCUGUGAUUUCGAUGUCCCUGGGAGGAACAAGCCCCACAACCCCGCGGAGACGAGCGAGGGAGACUCGUUCAGCUCUGAGGACCAGAAAGGGGCAGAAUCCAGAAGCACAACCCCAGCCCUGGACCACAGGAUGUUGCCGCUGGUGAUUAUUCAAGAGACCGGAGCGGAAGAGCUGCAGCAUCCCCUCCCGGACCACAGCACUCUGGACAUCCUGAAGAAGACCCCGUGUGGGGAUGGAUUCCCGAGGAGCCCCUGCAGCGCUGCCCCCCGUCACAAGGGCAGGGGAGGCUCCUUCGGCCCGGCCCGGGGCCGCCGCCUGGCAGAGCAGGAAAGCAUCAGCCAGAAAAGCUGGAGCGCGGCGAGCGACCUCCGAGCGGAGGGGCGUGCGAGGGGCGUGGAGCGGGCUCUGCAGGAGGUGCUGAGCCUGCUGAGCCCGCGGCCGGACGGGCCGGCGCAGCUGGACCAGCUGGGGGGCCAGGUGUCCUCCCUGCGGGACAGGCUGAAGCUGAAGACACCUCACAAACAUUCCUCAAUGGAGAGUUUGAUGGUGGAGACAGUGCUGGAGAGUUUUGAUUUCCUGAACAACGACUGCAGUGCUGAUGAACUCUCCUUGUUUGGGAGUGUAAGGACAGGCAGUGUCAGCACGUACAACGACAACGUGCUCCAGUCCCUGAGCUGUGACACGAGACCAGAAGCCCGGGAUGUAACCACUGGGGAUGAGAACCUGGACGUGCUGCUGCUAACACACCUGAGGCUGUGCAAAGGUCUCCUGCAGAAACUGAGGACCCCAAAUGUAGCCCAGGUGGUCCAGGAGAGCAUUUUGGAAGAAGUGUCAGAGCAGACACGAGUCCUGGGGGAUGUCCUGGAUCUGUCUGUUGAGAAAAUUAUUCAGAAGACUAAAAAGAAGAAGCAGUAUCUGAAAAUCUGGAGUGAUCUUGCAGAGCCUGGCAGCAGCAUCUUGGUGACCUCAGCAGAAAGGUUCCGCCAUGCUCUGAAAUACACAAUGAUGCUCAAAGUGAAGGAGAAGUACCCCAGCCACCUGGAGACAGUGCUGCAGAGGCUGCUGGAGCAGAUCCUCACCUGUGAUGGGUUGCUCCCCUCCUCCCAUUUCCAAACGGAGCCGGUUACUUUGUUCCAGUUCUAUCGUUACCUGGAGAGACACCGCAUUGGCAGCCUGGAGAAACACCUGGCUAAACUCGCCAAAGAAGUGAUGCUGAUCGAGGAGCUGCAGUGCCCCGGCAGGCUGAAGACGCUGAAGAGGCUGAAGGGCAAGAGGCUGAGCCGGCUGCAGCCGCUGCCGCGGACGCUGCGGCUGCUCGGGCUGCUGCAGCUGGACGAGAACCACCGGGUGGGCAAAGCGGCCACGGCCUGCCUGGCCCGGGCCGGCGGCAGCGGCAGCCUCCGGGCCCGGGCCGUGCUGUUUUACACGGAUGCUUUGUCCGGCUGUGACACGAGGCUGCAGCAGGCUGCGUGCCUGGCUCUGAAGAACCUCAGGGCUGUGGAGAGCAUUGAGCAGGUUGCCCACCUGUGCCAGUCUGAAAUAGAGGAAGUCAGGAAUGCAGCCAGGGAAACCACACUUUCUUUUGGGGAACGGGGCCGACAGGCCUUUGAGAAGAUGGACAGGAUCUGCUGUGAGCUGAGAGAAACUGCUCAGGAGGCCGAGAUUGAAAUCACAGUGUUUUAGGAGUGGAAUGGGAGAGCUGGAUCCUGCUGUCCUCGCAGCCCCACGGGAACCCGAGGGUUUGGUUUUGUCUGGUUUCCUUUGUUCUGUCCUGUCCCUGCCAUCUCCUGCCCCAGCACAGGUUUAUCUCCAAAGGGGACAGUUUGUCAUCUCCAUGAUGCAGCCUGGAAUGUAUUUUCUCAGUCUCUCAGUGUCUCUGAAGUGCUGGACAAAUGAAAACUGGGAACUCUCAGAAUGUGGAUCCAGGUCUUAACUGGAGUUCACGUCUCCAUCUUGCAGGAAUUAGCUGUCCCUUCUCCAACUCUGUCCAAUAUGAUCAAUUUUCCCAGGAAGUGAUGUAUUGAUUUGGCAUUCUCCAAGGAGAGAAAUGAUCACUCUCCCAGACCAGCUGCCCUGUCAGUAGAACAAAUCCAGCAGCACUGCUUGGUGGUUUCCUUUGCUUGAGCCAUUUAGGUGCAGAAGGAGAGCCUGGUACUCCCUGAGUCCCUCUGUAACUGCUGCAGCUCAGGCCAGCUCCUGCAGGCCUGGCAGGCUCUGUAAGAGCUGUGUGUGCUCAGCUGCAGGGGUUUGCCAUGUGCAGGUCUGACUGAGGAGGGACAGGUUUGUUUUUUUAAAACUCUGAUUUAGUCACAGACCAAGAUUUCUCCUCCUCAUCCCCAGCCCUGGCUGGCAGGGUGCCCAUGGGGAGCAGCCUGGCUUCAGGUGCAAUACUUGAAAGGGGGUUGGGAUUGUGUGUACAUAUUUUUAUAUAUAUACAUACACAUAAAACUUUUCUAUUUGGUAUUUAUUUGUUGGAUUUCAUACUGUUUUCUAAAGUUCUAAUAAACCAUUUGAGACAA
Messenger RNA from Haemorhous mexicanus (house finch), 5431 nucleotides. It is a transcript of the gene RIPOR3, whose product is annotated as RIPOR family member 3. The transcript has 20 exons. Lineage: Eukaryota; Metazoa; Chordata; Aves; Passeriformes; Fringillidae. The record is from RefSeq and is a predicted model, not a curated record. Bases 2232 to 4595 code for a protein of 787 amino acids.